Molecule: messenger RNA, 3783 nt
Organism: Henningerozyma blattae CBS 6284
Lineage: Eukaryota; Fungi; Ascomycota; Saccharomycetes; Saccharomycetales; Saccharomycetaceae
Exons: 1
Coding region: 1-3783 (1260 amino acids)
Biological process (GO): maintenance of cell polarity; endocytosis; piecemeal microautophagy of the nucleus
Cellular component (GO): nuclear envelope; intracellular membrane-bounded organelle; cytosol
Molecular function (GO): sterol binding; protein binding
Source: RefSeq, a predicted model, not a curated record
AUGGCUACAACUAAUAGCGAUGCUGGUAUUCUAGAUGUUGCUCCAACAUUAGUGUCAAAACCUUUAUUAAAAUUAAAACUUUUAGAAUCAUUACGUCAAAACGAUUUUGAAAAAUUAAGAACUUUAUUAGAUACUCAGUUUAAUCCAUGGGAUAAUGCAGAUGUUCAGGAUGUUGCAAGCUUAUUAUUACAUUAUUCUGUUCAAGUUGCGCCAUUAUCAUUAAUAAAGGAAAUUGUUAAUAAAUGGGUGGAUCAAAUUGAAACUUCAAACAACUCUACAACAACAAAUAGUAACACUGGUAGAAAUAGUGAUAAAUUGGUAUUACAAUUAAAUUAUCAAGAUCAUAAUGGGAACACUCCUCUACAUUUAGCGGCAUUACAAUUACGAGUAGAUGUAGUGUCAUAUCUAUUAGAUCAACCUUCCAUAAAUGAUUGUGUAUUAAAUCAUGCACAUCUUCAACCGAUUCAAUUAUGCAAAAAUGUGAGCUUAGCUCAAAUCAUGCAGAUGAGAAGAUCCACGUAUGUGAUUGAAAUUGCUCAAGAAUUUAGAACUGCAUUCAACAAUAGGGAUUUCCAACAUUUGGAAUCUAUUUUAAGCAAACCAAGAAAUUUGGCAUUAUUAGAUAUAAAUGGUAUGGAUCCUGCCACAGGGGAUACUGUAUUACAUGAAUUUGUUAAAAAAAGAGAUGUUCAAAUGUGUGAGUGGUUAUUAUCACAUGGUGCUGAUCCAUUUAAAAGAGAUCGUUUUGGUAAAUUACCUACAGAAUUAUUAAGAAAUGUUUCUGAAAAGGAAAGAAAUACAGAUUCUAAAGCUGCUAUAGAGUAUGAAUUGAAAAAAUUAUUGGAUGAUGCAGUACAAGAACAAAGUAUUAUUGAUGUAACAAGUACAGUAAACCAAGCCCCUACUUUAAAGGGAUAUUUACAUAAAUGGACAAAUUUUGCACAAGGUUAUAAAUUAAGAUGGUUUGUUUUAAGUUCAGAUGGUACAUUAUCAUAUUAUAUUGAUCAAGAAGAUACAAGGAACGCGUGCCGUGGAUCAUUAAAUGUUUCUACAUGUUCAUUACAUUUAGAUUCUUCUGAAAAUUUGAAAUUUGAAAUUAUUGGAGGUAAUAAUGGUACGGUAAGUUGGCAUUUAAAGGGGAACCACCCCAUUGAAACAAAUAGAUGGGUUUGGGCUAUUCAAGGAUCUAUAAGAUAUGCUAAAGAUAGAGAAAAGAUGGAGAAUAGUAUAAGAAAUAAUGUUAUUCAUAGUCCUAGUCUUUCUAUGAGUAAUAAGUUUGAUAAUAUGGCUAGAUCCUUAUCAUCACAUUCUAUUCAAUCUCAAUUGGAAAAUUCUCAAAAUUUAAUGAUAUCAAAUAAUAAUGAUAAUAGUACUGCUACUAUAAGUCAUAAUAAUAAUAAUAGGAAAACAAGUUUAACUCAUUCUAUUCCAUCAAUUCGUCAAUUAUCACCUGAAAAAAUUAUGAAAAAUCAAAAUGAUAAGAAUAAUACGGUGUAUAACGAGUCUCAAUCGGAUAAAGUUCCAUUAUUAUUAAUUGAUAAUGAAAAUAAUGAAAAUAAUUAUGAUAAUCGUGAUGAUAAUAAUACCCCACCAAGAACUCCGAUUUCUAAUGUUGGACAAUUUUCUCAUAUUUUAGAAGAUAUAAGGACAUCAGCUACAAUAAAAUCUAAACGUAAUAAAAAAUAUACAUUAGACGGAGAGGAUAAUAUUUCUGAACAUUCAGAUGACGAUGAUGAUGAGACUGAAAGUAUAAUAAUGCCCAACGAUGAGAUGCAAGGUAAUAAUUUUAAAGAGAAAAAUGAUACUGAAUCACAAAAAUUAAAUAUUUUACAACGAACCAUUUCCAUGCAAUUAUCAUUAUUGACCGAUUUAUUAAAGGAUAAAAGUAAAGCCACUGUUGAUACUUGGGCCACAGUGGAUGGAUCAUUAAUGACGAUAUCGUCAUGUUUUAAAGAAUUGAAAACAUUGGUCACUGAAAGAGAUCGGAAUUUUUUAUCAUUAAUUAAUAAGCAAUUGGAUGUUAAUGAAGUUUGGAUCCAGUCAGUCAAAGAUUUAGAAGAAGAAUUGAUUAAUAAGAGUGAGAGAUUAGCUAAAUUGGAAAAUGAAAGGAGAGAUUUAAGGAAAUUGAUUAACAAGACUGUUGGUGUGGGUGUGGGGAUUGGUGGUGGUGGUGACUCUGGGGUAAAUAAUACACAUGGAGAAAAUGUGGUGGAAAGAAGUAGUUCUACAUCAUUGUUGAGUGGGAUGGAAGAGGAAAGUGGUACUAAAGAAGCUAUUAAUCAAGUUGCUAAAUUGAUUGAGGCUACUAAAUUGGAAGAUGAAGAAUCAGAUACUGAUGAAUUUUUCGAUGCAGAAGAUUUGGAUGAAGAACAAGAGAGUGCAGGUGAAGAUGGAAGUUUACUUGGUACCGGAUUGAAACUUGACGAUUCGAAAAUGGUGUCUACUGUGGAAGCAGUGGAGGAGGAGAAUGAAGAAGGAGAAGGAGAAGGAGAAGGAGAAGGAGAAGUAGAAGGAGAAGGAGAAGGAGAAACUUGUAGUAAUGAAUAUCACACUAUCAAUCCUCAAACACAAUUACAAAAAGACAAAGAAUUGGAAAUGUUGGAAGAUAAAACAUUUUCUGGGUAUGAAGAUGGGAUCCGUCAUAAAUUAAGUCUUGAUGAAGAUAAUAGGCCUGUUGCCAGUUUAUGGUCAGUAUUAAAAUCGAUGGUGGGUAAAGAUAUUACCAAGAUUGCAUUACCUGUUUCGUUUAACGAACCAACAUCAUUGUUACAAAGAGUCACUGAAGAUUUGGAAUAUUCAGAAUUAUUGGAUCAAGCAGCAAGUUUUGAAGAUUCGAGUUUGAGAAUGCUUUACGUGGCGGUUUUUUCGUUAGCUGCAUAUUCUUCAACACCUAAUCGUGUUGCUAAACCUUUCAAUCCAUUAUUGGGAGAAACUUUUGAAUAUUGUCGUAGUGAUAAACAUUUCCGAUUUCUAUCAGAACAAGUUUCACAUCAUCCACCCAUUACGGCGUUUUGGUCUGAAUCACCCAAAUGGGAAUAUUGGGGGGAAUCAUUUAUUAAAUCUAAUUUCAAUGGGCGUGCGUUUAAAUUUAACCAUAUGGGUAUGUGGCAUAUCAAGAUCCGUCCUGAUUAUGGGGGAGAAGUAGGGGAAGAGAUUUAUACAUGGAUGAAACCUGAAAAUACCUUGGUGGGUAUUCUUAUUGGUAAACCAGAGAUAGAUUGUAGUGGGGAAGUCAAGAUAACUAAUCAUUCUACGGGUGAUUAUUGUCUAUUGAAUUAUAAAGCUCGUGGCUGGAGAGCCAAUGAUGCAUAUGAAGUUCGAGGAGAAGUAUUUAAUGUGAAUGAUGAGAAAAAAUGGAUGUUUGGAGGACAUUGGAAUGAUUGUAUCUAUGGUAAACGUGAAGGAGGGGGUGAGAAGUUUUUGAUAUGGAAAGUGAAACCAAGACCUGUGGGGCCAUUUAAUUUGACAUCGUAUGCUAUCAGUUUAAACAAUAUCAAUGAGAAUUUGAAACAAUGGAUUGCUCCAACCGAUAGUCGAUUAAGGCCUGAUCAAAGAGCUAUGGAAGAUGGAGAGUAUGAUUUAGCCGCGGAUGAGAAAUUCCGGUUAGAAACCAAACAAAGAGAAGUACGUAAGAAACGGGAAGAAAAUGAUGAGAAAUAUGAACCUCGAUGGUUUGUUAAGGAUGUCCAUCCUGCGACACAACGGUCGUAUUGGAGAUUUAAGAACGAAUAUUGGAAACGUCGUAAGACUCAUGAUUUCCACGAUUGUGCUGCUCUGUUCUAG